This is a messenger RNA of Beta vulgaris subsp. vulgaris (sugar beet), 1190 nucleotides long. Its product is annotated as proteasome subunit alpha type-2-B. Gene Ontology annotation, biological process: ubiquitin-dependent protein catabolic process. Gene Ontology annotation, cellular component: proteasome core complex, alpha-subunit complex; proteasome core complex. The transcript is spliced from 11 exons. The record is from RefSeq and is a predicted model, not a curated record. The coding region runs from base 167 to 874 and encodes 235 amino acids. Lineage: Eukaryota; Viridiplantae; Streptophyta; Magnoliopsida; Caryophyllales; Amaranthaceae.
AGGGGUCACUAAUUGCUAUAAAUCUGGCAAUCUUGCUCUAUUGAAAAGAAAAAGAAGAACACACUCGGCGAUCUUUGCUUGUUCAAGGGGUCACUCUUUUACAGAAAAGCGCAAACCUCAGCCUCUCUCUCCAUUUUGCUCCGUGUUUCUGUCUAAUUAAUCUGCAAUGGGGGACAGUCAAUACUCAUUUUCUCUCACCACUUUCAGUCCUUCGGGUAAACUGGUGCAGAUCGAGCACGCUUUAACUGCUGUUGGUUCUGGCCAGACUUCACUCGGCAUCAAAGCUGCUAAUGGUGUUGUUAUCGCUACUGAGAAGAAACUUCCUUCAAUCCUUGUUGAUGAAGCAUCUGUUCAAAAGAUUCAACUUUUGACGCCUAAUAUUGGAGUUGUCUACAGUGGUAUGGGUCCCGAUUCUCGUGUUUUGGUCCGUAAAAGCAGGAAGCAGGCAGAACAGUAUUAUAAAUUAUACAAGGAACCAAUCCCUGUUACACAACUUGUCCGGGAAACUGCUGCAGUUAUGCAAGAAUUUACUCAAUCAGGAGGUGUGAGACCUUUUGGAGUAUCUCUUCUGAUUGCUGGAUUUGACGAGAAUGGUCCACAAUUGUAUCAGGUGGAUCCCUCUGGUUCAUAUUUCUCUUGGAAGGCAUCAGCAAUGGGAAAAAAUGUUUCCAAUGCAAAAACUUUUCUUGAAAAGAGGUAUACUGAUGAUAUGGAACUCGAUGACGCAGUCCAUACAGCAAUAUUGACACUGAAGGAAGGUUUCGAAGGCCAAAUAUCUGGGAAGAACAUUGAGAUUGGGAUUAUUGGCACUGACAGAAAGUUCAGAGUGCUAACUCCUGCUGAAAUUGAUGACUACCUGGCUGAAGUUGAAUAAACAUCAUUUUCAAGUAGAUAGGGUGAUUUAGGUCUGGAAGUGAUUCAGCAUUAUGCUCUCUGAGUUCCUUGGGUUUCACACCUAACUGUUUGAUAUGUAUUGCUGCUGUUUUGUUGGUCAUAUGUAGCUGUGAUUGUGAACUUUGAGGACUUGAGAAGUGAUCUAUACAGCACGGCAAACCAGCAUGUGCGACUUUAUGUGUAGUUUUUCUUGAUGAUAUUGUAAUGUCAUAAGAACCUUGUUUCCUAUUUGAUAGUAGUAUUACUUGUGCGGCUGCUUCCUAAGAUUAAAUUUGCAGUGCCUGAGUUUUCUUUCU